AUGCAGCAGCAACAGGAGACUCCUGCUGAGUUGGAGACCACUGGUACGCAGCAACAACAGGAGACUCCAGCUGAGUUGGAGACCACUGGUAUGCAGCAGCAUCAGGAGACUCCAGCUGAGUUGGAGACCACUGGUACGCAGCAACAACAGGAGACUCCAGCUGAGUUGGAAGCCGCUAGUAUAGGGCAGCAGCAGGAGACUCCUCCUGAGUGGGAAACCAUUAGUACCUUCAGCACGCAGCAGCAACAAGAGACUCCAGUUGAGUUAAAUACUGCUUGUACGCAGCAACAACAGGAGACUCCACCUCAGUUGCAUCAGGAGAUUCCAGCCGAGUUAGAAACCACUGGUAAGCAGCAGCAAUGGGAGACUCCACCUCAGUUGGAAACCGCUUGUAGGCAGCAAAAACAGGAGACUCCAGCUGAUUUUGAAACCAUCAGUACGCAGCAGCAACAGGAGACUCCAGUCGAGUUAGAAACCGUUCGUAUGGAGCAGCAACAGGAGUCUCAGGAGUUGAAACCGCUAUGGGAGGAGACUCCAGCUGAGUUGGAAGCCGCUAGUAUAGGGCAGCAGCAGGAGACUCCUCCUGAGUGGGAAACCAUUAGUACCUUCAGUACGCAGCAACAACAGGAGACUCCACCUCAGUUGGUAACCGCUUGUAUGCAGCAGCAACAGGAGAGUCCAGCUCAGUUGGAAAAUGUUUGUGUGCAACAGCAACAGGAGACUACAGUUGAGGUGGAAACUGCUUGUACGCAGCAACAACAGGAGGCUCAAGCCCAGUUAGAAACCAUCUGUAUGGAGCAGCAACAGGAGACUCCAGCUGAGUUGGAAACCGCUAGUUUGCGGCAGCAACAGGAGACUCCAGCUGACUGGGAAACCAUUAGUAUGCAGCAUCAACAAGAGACUCAAGUUGAGUUAGAAACCGCUUGUAUGCAGCAACAACAGGAGACUCCAGUGGAGUUGGAAACUGCUUGUAUGGAGCAACAACAGGAGGCUCAAGCCCAGUUAGAAACCAUCUGUAUGGAGCAGCAACAGGAGACUGACACAGGAGACUCCAGCCGAGAUGGAAACCACUGA
This is a messenger RNA of Hippoglossus stenolepis (Pacific halibut), 1074 nucleotides long. RefSeq names its product involucrin-like. The record is from RefSeq and is a predicted model, not a curated record. The transcript is spliced from 2 exons. NCBI's taxonomy places the organism in Eukaryota, Metazoa, Chordata, Actinopteri, Pleuronectiformes, Pleuronectidae. Bases 1 to 1074 code for a protein of 357 amino acids.